Messenger RNA from Durusdinium trenchii, 2966 nucleotides. NCBI's taxonomy places the organism in Eukaryota, Dinophyceae, Suessiales, Symbiodiniaceae. The record is from the annotation of a GenBank genome assembly.
CACCAGAUCCGUUCAGAGCAUGAUCUUUCAUGGUGACUGCCGGCAUAUGCUUGAGCGGCCAGCUUCGUGGGGUAUGUACUGCUUGGGAGGCCAACAGCCUUCAAUUGGUUCUUCGUGCCUUCGACCGAGUGGAGCUCUUUGCUGUGGUACCAGAGGGCGAGGACUGCCCCAAGGCAGCUGGCCUUUUGCCCAACGGCACCCAGAUCCGCUGUGUGCCCGACCGCCCCUUCACUGCGCUGGAAGAGGAGUGGCUGGCAGGAGGUCCUGAGCUCUGUUGGGACCGGGCGAAGUUCUUGCUGCAGCUGAGGCUGGUACACCGUUGUGGGCAGCUUCUACAAGAGAGGAUCAAGGCCGGGGCACGGUAUGAUUGGCUGCUCCGCCUGAGGGCCGAUGCCUACUGGCACCGCUUCCCUGGGUUUGGCACCGGAGGACAAAGAAUUCUCUUGCCAUGGGCCCCGAUCCUGCAGUGGCAGGCUUUUGCAGACAACUUUGCAGCUGGUACGCGGGGGAUGCCAAAGGACCUGGAGUCACCUAUCCUCAGAUCAAUGGACCUUGAAGCUGGACCCAACCAUUUUUUUCAUUUCUUUGGGUCCCUACCUCACGGGGUGUCGCCAGUUUCAUGGGAGUUCCAUCCGCUGAAUGAACAAUCUCACUGGCUGUUGAGGCCAUCGCUGAUGUUGAAAUACUUCGACUUUUACAACUACGUGCUGGAUGCGAGGAACUGGAAGAGCUAUGACUUCCCCAAGGGCGACAAGGUCUGGCGAAGACAUUGGGCGCAUGAGUGCAACUAUCCUGAGCUGAUCCUCGAGAGAUACUUGGUGGACCAACACCUACCAGUGCGCUACACGCGCGACAUUUGCUUUGUCCGGCUGCGUCGGUGCAAGGAGCAAUCCUUCGAAGAUCAUUGCAAGGUUCGUCCGGGCGGUGCCGGCGGUGCCGGUGCCUGGGACGACCUGGAGCCCUGGCGGCGGUGGCAUCUUCAAGGCAUGGAGGUCUUGCCGGAGCAGACCUUUCCCGCCCAGUACGAGCACGACCCAGUCUUGGCCGCCAAGUUGGUGGACUUCUUUCACGCGGAGCAGCGGAAAGUGGGGCGACCCUUGAAGAUCGUGGACUUGGGGUGUGGCCGUGGCACCUUAGUGGCGGAGCUACGUGCCUGGCGGCUGCUGGCCGUGGGUUUGGAUACCAACCCCUUGCUGACGGCCACGCUGAAUGCCUAUGGCCUGGUGGCCGACGUGACGGAAGCCAACCUCAGUUUCACCCUCCGCAGCGCGCAUCCACGGUGCAACUUCCGCCCGCACCUGGGGAAGUUCGCCAAAGGCGGCGAGUACGAGGACGCCGGACAGUCGGCGGGCGUGCAGUUCGAUGGCCGACCCAACAAGCAGGACAUGAGCAAUCCCACAGGCUGGAUCAACUGGAUCAACUACGUGGCUGCGAGGUGCUGUGGACAACUCACCUGCCGUGCCUUCGACACCUUGGGUCGGCUUCGCUGGCAGCUCCCAGAGCGACAGACUUGGAGGAGCAGUCAAGAGGUGUGGCUCUAUGAGAAGUACCAGGACUUGCCUGAUGUGGCGGAGGCGCAGGUGGCCAGCCCCUUCGAGCACGGUCCUGGAAUCCUUCUGCCAGUGCAGUCCGGUGCCACCAUGGACUGGGCCAUCUGCCUGGACGUGGGAGAGCAGCUCAACGGACGUCGCCAGCAGGCGAGAUUGCUGGCGAACCUGGGGCGCCUGGCAGGCGAAGGCAUCCUCAUCAGCUGGGGACGGCGAGCCCCCAGGGACGACUCCUGGUGGCUGCGGGACUUGGCGUUGUUGGGCUUCCAGAGGGAUAAGGACUUGGAGGGAGAGCUGAGGCUCUUCGCAGGCAUCGCUUUGCAAGAGCACCUCCGCCACAGCCUCUGUGUCCUGCGCCGCGGAACGCCGCGGCCGCGGCACCCGCGCUGCGCGCUGGAGCCGGUGAAGGCCACGCCCUACUGUGAGCUGGGCAUCACCUUUGGGUGCUUGGAUGCCCAGCACAUCUGGCUCCGUGGCCACUGUGCGGGCCUCUUCCGCCGCUUCGCGCCGCGCAGCUCCAACCGCAGCACGGCAGCGGUGGGCGAGUGCCGCUUGGUGACGACCAGCCUGCACGAAUACGAGGAGUGCAAGCUCCCAGAGCCGGUCGAACCCAGUUCACCAGGGCAUUUGGCUGUGGAGACCUCGAGAGGCACUGAAUCGCCCGCCCACCGACCGAGCUACGACUGUGUGAGCCUGGGUGUGCCAUUGGAGGAUUUCUGGCGUCUACAUGGUAUCUCUUUGAACGCGCUCUUCGAUAGCGCCGACCCCUUGGUACGAAUGGCCGAGCCCAUUUGGACCCAGGAGUCCUGUGGGGUCUUGGCCAUGAGCUUCAAGCUCUUGAGGUUGCUUGCAGCGCCCCAGCAGCACUUCUUCUCACAGCUGCAGAAGGUCUGGUCCAGCGAGGGCCAAUUCAUUCUGCAGAAGUGGCGCUGGGAGCUCUCGGACAACUGUUGGUUGUCCUCCUUGCUGCUCCGUGCCGCCCGGCGCUGGCGUGCGACCGCACCCCGGCCUGGUGGUGGACUGACGAGGAGUCGUGUACGCCUUGCGGCUCGACGGCUCCGUCGCUGCGCACUUCGUCGUGGAGGGUCCUGCAAGGCGGCGGUGAGCGCCCUGCGGCCGCCGCUGCGGCACGCCGCGUCUGAGCGGGCGAGCUUUGGAGAGCUGCUGCAGGCGAGUGAAGACCUGUGGAGGGUCUUGUCCCACGGAAGGCCGUCGUGUGGUGCCAUGCGCCCGGAGCUACAACGGUAUGUGCAGCGCUUGGUCGCGCUACCAUACUGACCGCUUGUGCUUUCGAAGCUGCCUCUGAAGGGAAAGAGUUGGCGCUGGGUACGGGUGGAACCGGCCGACGACCAAGUGCGAGGGUCGUGGGAUGAACCCCACGACUGAGCCAAGCAGCAGGACUGUCUUGACCCAAGUGAG